Molecule: messenger RNA, 1405 nt
Organism: Arachis stenosperma
Lineage: Eukaryota; Viridiplantae; Streptophyta; Magnoliopsida; Fabales; Fabaceae
Product: vestitone reductase-like
Exons: 4
Coding region: 44-1033 (329 amino acids)
Molecular function (GO): oxidoreductase activity, acting on the CH-OH group of donors, NAD or NADP as acceptor
Source: RefSeq, a predicted model, not a curated record
CAUUUAACACUGAAAAGAGUGAAUAGAAGAAAAUAAAAAGAAAAUGGAAGAGGGAAAGGGUAGAGUGUGUGUAACUGGAGGCACAGGUUUUCUUGGUUCAUGGAUCAUCAAAAGGCUCCUUCAAGAUGGUUACUCUGUUAACACCACCAUCAGAUCUGAUCCCAAGAGAAAAAGGGACAUUAGCUUCCUCACAAAUCUGCCUGGUGCAUCCCAAAAAUUGAAAAUCUUCAAUGCUGACCUCAGCAAUCCAGAGAGUUUCACUGAAGCAAUUGAGGGGUGUUUUGGGGUUUUCCACACAGCUACACCAAUUGACCUUUUAGUAACUGAACCGGAGAAGUUAGUUACAAAAAGGACAAUUGAUGGAGCACUGGGAAUCCUUAAAGCAUGCCUUGAUUCAAAAACAGUUAGGAGAGUGGUUUACACGUCGAGCGGCGCCGCCGUGUCGCGGAUCGGAAGAGAAGAAGGCGAAUUGGAGGCAGUGGAUGAAAGUAGUUGGAGCAAUGUGGAAUAUCUUAGAAAUUUGAAACCAUAUGGCUGGUCUUAUGGAGUUGCUAAGACAUUAACGGAGAAGGCAGUGCUUCAAUUUGGUGAGGAGACUGGUUUGGAAGUUGUCACUCUAAUUCCUCCUUUUGUUGUUGGAUCUUUCAUUUGUCCUAAGCUUCCUGAUUCUGUUGAGAGAGCAUUGCUUUUGGUAUUAGGGAAGAAGGAUGAAAUUGGUGUUACACGUAUGCAUAUGGCACAUGUUGAUGACGUGGCAAGAGCUCAUAUAUUCCUGCUUGAGCAUCCUAAUCCAAAAGGCAGAUAUAAUUGUUCUCCAUUCAUUGUAUCUAUUCAACAAAUUUCUCAACUUCUUUCUGCCAAGUAUCCACAAUUUCAAAUACCAACUUUAGAUGAGGUGAGGGAAAUUAAAGGAGUGAAGCAACCAGAAUUGAUCUCAAAGAAGCUCACAGAUGCUGGAUUUGUGUUCAAGUAUAGCUUGGAGGAAAUGUUUGAAGAUGCAAUUGAAUGCUGCAAAGAGAAGGGUUUUCUUUGAAUGUUUUAAAACAUUGUAUCUAUCUUUGAUCCAUCUUAGUCAUCAAGUCAAUAAAGCAAUAAAGUGCCCAACAUCAUGAUCUUUAAGUUUCAUCAAUUUCAUAUGGCCAAUUAUACGGUACAAUGUGAGGUAAAGAUAUUCUUUUUGAAUGAAUGAGGCAUUAACAUCUGGAUACUUAUUUUUGUGGAGGUUGCAAGCUUGUAAUGUGGCUUUAAGUGUAGCCGUGUAGGUGUAUUCUUGUGAGCCGAUCUAAUGCAAACAGGGUAGUUAGAUGGUGGGCUGUGUUUUGAUGUAUGGCUUGUUUUUUUCAAUAAUAAACUAGUUAUAUAAGUGUGGGUUUAUUAAUGGAUUGGUCAACCAAAAUUUUUGGCA